AUGGGGAGAACUCCUGGUCUCUUCGUGAUCUGUCGACACGGAAUGUACUUUAUCGGCGGCAAGAAAAAAACUACGAAGAGGCUCAUCCAGGCUGCUCUGACUGAUCUGGGUAUGCAGUUUUCUGGAUCCAAAGCUGAAGGCGACCAAUUCUUCACGGUUGUUCCUUUACCAGACAUGACCGCGCAACCUGGCGAGCCCGCAAAUGGGUUAUCAACACAAACAAGCCCGCGCUGGAGUAUAAAGUACGCACACGUUAAGCAAUUCUGCCGGAUCAAGUAUCAGUUGCGACCUGUUGGUAUCGAGCUCUUCGACACAUUUGGUUCUACUUCCUUCCUUCAAUUGCAGUCGUCUGCUGAGCGAGAAGAAGUUGUCAAACUUCUCUUCCAAAUGCCAUUGGUGAAUAGUAUCUUCUGGAGCCCCGUUCUUCGUAGGGGGGCAUUAGUCCCAUCGAUCAAGAGGAUACGCCAGACAGUCACAAAACGAUGGUUGCGUGGGUCUAUCACCAACUUUGAGUAUCUGAUUCACUUGAACACAUUGGCCGGACGCAGCUUCAACGACAUCACGCAAUACCCAGUGCUCCCUUGGGUAAUCGCUGAUUAUACUAGCGAAUUUCUCGAUCUGGAUGCAAGCGAAACUUUUCGGGAUUUGUCCAAACCAAUGGGGGCGAUUAGUGCGAACCGUGCAGCUCAGUUUUGUGAACGAUAUGCGUCCAUGAGCCAAGAUAUGGAUCCAGGAACGCCGGCGUUUCAUUACGGCACACACUAUUCGUGCUCUGCAUACGUGAUCAACUACCUAAUUCGCUUAGAACCUUUCACGGCUCUGGCAUUAGAGUUACAGGGAGGUGUCUUUGACCAUCCAGAUCGACUAUUCCGUAGUAUCCCGUCGUCCUGGACUUCCGCUUCCAGAGACAAUUUGCAAGACGUACGUGAACUCAUUCCUGAAUUUUUCUACCUCCCUGAAUUUCUCUACAAUGCCAACAAUUGUGUGUUCGGCACUACUCAAAGCGGUGAGGAAGUAUGGCACGUGAUUCUGCCGCCAUGGGCUCAUGGUGAUCCACGCGAAUUUGUACGAUUGAAUCGACGAGCACUGGAGUCCAAGUACGUCUCAGAGCAUCUUCAUGAGUGGAUUGAUCUAGUAUUUGGUGCCAAACAGACCGGUCAAGCUGCGGAGAAUGCCCAGAAUGUGUUUAUGCACUUCACAUAUGAAGGAACCGUGGACAUUGAGCAGAUCACAGACCCCAUAAUACGAGCGGCUACACUGGCGCAGAUUGAGAAUUUCGGACAAACUCCGUCGCGACUUUUUUCGAGUCCCCAUCCUCAACGUAAAGUACCAACACUAGUACCUACCGCAUCGGUUACCGAAGCAGGUUCACCGAUGAAUCCUUCUGUAGGACACCAAUACGAUGGAAUGACACUGAGUACUAUCGAGGCGUAUGUUAAGUGGCAUACUCCGUUGGCUCCGGCGCUGGUUGCGAUCGGGAAAGACUACGUGUUCAUGAAAAAGCACUCUGUUGUUGCAAUACAAGUGAAUGGAACUGCGAUUGGAGACGUCAAGUUAGUGCACGACAAGAUCCAGUGCCAAGGUGUGGGGUGCUGCUUUAUGCCUCCACGAUAUGCGAAAUAUUUGGAUUGGGGGAAUAACAGUGGAGUCAUGAAGCUUCGUGUGCAUCAGCAAAGUUCAGGCACCGGUCGAUAUCGCGAAGCCAAUAAAGUUCUCGCUGUGAUUGAAGGAGCACACCACGACGCUAUCAACUGCGCGUCAGUAUCGGAUGACGGUGCACUUCUUGUGACAGGAGGAGACGAUGCGGUCGUGAAUCUGAUUGAAUGCUCUAAAGCCUCGGACGGACGUCGAGUGUUUAAACAAGCAGCAAAGUUCGUUGGCCACAGUGACGCUGUCAUCUGUGUCGCCAUCAACAAGGAAUUCAAUUUAAUCGCAAGCGCCUCGGCAGAUCGAACUGUGUUGCUAUGGGAUUUACGAACGAGAGCGCUACUCCAGGAGCUAGCUGGACACGCCGCGACAGUCUCCCACGUUUCCAUCAACAGUGCGAAUGGAAAUGUGUUAACAGCAACGAGCUCGGAAAUACGACUGUGGAGUAUCAACGGGGAUCUUCUCGCAGCAUCAAGCUCGUCAGCUUUUGGUCUUCAUGCAAUUUCGCGUGCGAUAUCAACUCGCUGUGAUUCGUGGCAAAGUGGAGUUAUCGCGGUCACUGGCCACGUGAAUGGGGCAAUUGCCUUAUGGGGGAUCAGAUACCCAGCCGAUUUGGAGCGACAGAGGAAGGAGAACCAGGAUGCAGAAGCUUCAGAGUCUCCACGAAUCUGUACCUCACCAAGCAGCUCCAAGCGCACGGACUGUGUCAACAUGCCGGUGUCGAUUCUAGGCUCGUCAAGCCCGCGCACUCAGGUGAUACCUUCCUGCCAGCUUUUCAUUCUGAAACUUUUGCUUGAUCAUCGCGCGAAGGUGACAUCACUUACUCUCGGUCCGGAGCAACGACAACUGCUUUCUGGGGAUGAGGAAGGAAAUUGCAUUCGUUGGAUGGACGAUAGCGUCAGUACGAACAUCCACUAG
Phytophthora infestans T30-4 is the source of this 2565-nucleotide messenger RNA. RefSeq lists its product as uncharacterized. The transcript is spliced from 3 exons. NCBI's taxonomy places the organism in Eukaryota, Oomycota, Peronosporomycetes, Peronosporales, Peronosporaceae. The coding region runs from base 1 to 2565 and encodes 854 amino acids. The record is from RefSeq and is a predicted model, not a curated record. Gene Ontology annotation, molecular function: protein binding.